Messenger RNA from Microthlaspi erraticum, 408 nucleotides. NCBI's taxonomy places the organism in Eukaryota, Viridiplantae, Streptophyta, Magnoliopsida, Brassicales, Brassicaceae. The record is from the annotation of a GenBank genome assembly.
AUGGACACUUAUGUUCGAAUUUCAAGCUUAAGAUCCCCCAAUCUCUGCCGGAUAAUCCCUAGAUUCUCAUCCUCCUCGAAAUUCCGUUGUUCCAAGAAAAAUCCGGACGAAUCUCCCAAGAGUGGAAACGACAACGGUGAUAAAUCGUCGUCGAGGGAUUGGGACAAGGCGUGGAAGAGUUUCAAGAAGCAGAGCAAGAAGACAUUGUUCUCGCAAUUCAACGUCGACAAGUACGUGACGUGGAAUCCUCCGAGAUCGGAGUUUCCGUUGUCGGAAGAAGUCGAUCCCAUCAAAAGAGCAGAGAGAUCCAACCUCAUGCUCUGGACAAGUCCGAGGUUCACACUUAUCGGAGCCAUCGUCAUUGUCUCAUUCCUCCUUCUCUACACCAUUCUUGCUCCUGUCAAGUGA